This is a messenger RNA of Megalops cyprinoides (Indo-Pacific tarpon), 1500 nucleotides long. Its product is annotated as apoptosis regulator BAX-like. Lineage: Eukaryota; Metazoa; Chordata; Actinopteri; Elopiformes; Megalopidae. The coding region runs from base 13 to 591 and encodes 192 amino acids. Gene Ontology annotation, molecular function: protein heterodimerization activity; protein homodimerization activity; channel activity. Gene Ontology annotation, biological process: positive regulation of apoptotic process; release of cytochrome c from mitochondria; extrinsic apoptotic signaling pathway in absence of ligand. The record is from RefSeq and is a predicted model, not a curated record. Gene Ontology annotation, cellular component: mitochondrial outer membrane. The transcript has 6 exons.
AACAGAUUUAAAAUGGCUACGUCGUCGGGCGGGGGCGACACAGGUAUUGGCACUGAUCAAAUAUUAGACACUGGAGCGGCCUUACUUAAUGAUUUCAUAGUUGAUCGAGUGCGUCGUCAUGGGAGUGAAGACGUGAAUGUGACCUAUGGCGACCUGGGUGGAACAGAGCUGCUUGACCCUGCCCACAAGCAAUUGGCACAAUGUCUGCAGCGAAUAGGAGAUGAACUGGACAGCAAUGUAGAACUUCAAAGGAUGAUUAACAACUCGGCCCUCCAGCCCACGAAGGAGGUAUUUGUCCAAGUAGCCUGCCAGAUCUUCUCUGAUGGGAAGUUCAACUGGGGCAGGGUGGUGGCCCUCUUCUAUUUUGCCUGCCGACUGGUAAUCAAAGCACUGUUGACAAAGGUCCCUGACAUCAUCCGAACAAUUAUAAGCUGGACAAUGGACUACAUCCGGGAACAUGUGGUCAACUGGAUCAGGGAGCAAGGUGGCUGGGAAGGAAUCAAGUCCUACUUUGGGACACCCACCUGGCAGACGGUUGGGGUGUUUCUGGCAGGUGUCCUCACCACUGUCUUGGUCCUCCGCAAAAUCUGAAGAGAAAAUGGAUGAAAAGAAGGGAUUGGGAGCACAGAAAGAACCCUGCAAGAGGCAGAGAAGAGAGAGAGAAAGAAAGAGUGGGAAGGUUCAGAUGUCCUAGUCUUCAGAGUGAUAUGAAGAACCACUCCUCUUCAUCUCUGCAUCACAGAGGAGAGGCCGGUUGGCCGCAUGGCUUUGAGCAAUAACAUGGAAUCGAUAGGAGUGGAGAUUAUCAUGUCUCCUUCCUUUUGUUCUCAGGGAGUGAACCUCUUCAUUUCACUGUCGCUGGAAAAGAGAGAAGCUUGAGCUCAGUCUAGGAGAACAACAUUUAAACUUUGGAAUUCAUUUACAUAUGAAGAAAGAUGCAUUCUUCUUCUUUCACCAAAUCUUCACUUUCCAACAGCCUUUCAUUUCACCUUCCAGCUUUCAUUUAAACCCUUUCCUAUCAGUCAUACUUCUCUCCAGCUACCUCUCUCUUUCCUGUACCAUGGUUUUCCCUACCUCUGUGCUGUGUCAGAGUACUUUGUACUGGUUGAACACAAUAACACCACUUGUGUGUGUGUCAGAGGUACAGAACAUUUGUAUAUUGGAAGAUACCUUUGUCAUUUUUUUCACUUACACACAGUGUAACACUCAGUACAACAUAGUUCAGUACUAUUGAGCAGUCUUAAAGUACUGUCAGUUUACCUCGGCUUAAGAAUACAAAUGCUUUACCACACUGUAAGUAUUUAGACUGAAACCAGAAUUCUAUCCAUAUUUGUAGUGAUUCUCACUUUUAUAAAAUGCUUGUUGAUGGGGUUUUCAAAGUGAACAAGAGCGGACCCUUUGCUGUUAUAAGUUGUGAGUGCCUUUCACGGGUAUUUUGUAGAAGGGGGUGUAUUUCAUGAUAUUUUUCAGUUCUCACCAGCAUGAAAUUUGUGUCUAAAC